This is a messenger RNA of Drechmeria coniospora, 1362 nucleotides long. RefSeq lists its product as uncharacterized. Gene Ontology annotation, molecular function: protein serine/threonine kinase activity; ATP binding. NCBI's taxonomy places the organism in Eukaryota, Fungi, Ascomycota, Sordariomycetes, Hypocreales, Ophiocordycipitaceae. Gene Ontology annotation, cellular component: cytoplasm; nucleus. The coding region runs from base 1 to 1362 and encodes 453 amino acids. Gene Ontology annotation, biological process: signal transduction; endocytosis; peptidyl-serine phosphorylation. The record is from RefSeq and is a predicted model, not a curated record. The transcript is spliced from 3 exons.
AUGGCUUCCUCAUCGUCCAACGUCGUCGGUGUCCACUACCGGGUGGGAAAGAAGAUUGGCGAGGGCUCAUUCGGUGUCAUUUUCGAGGGCACCAACCUGCUCAACAAUCAACAGGUUGCCAUCAAAUUCGAACCUCGAAAGAGCGACGCGCCUCAGCUGCGAGACGAGUACCGAACCUACAAGAUUCUCGUCGGUUGCCCUGGCAUCCCCAACGUCUACUACUUCGGCCAGGAAGGCCUGCACAACAUCCUCGUCAUCGACCUUCUCGGCCCCUCGCUCGAGGACCUCUUCGACCACUGCGGCCGACGCUUCACCAUCAAGACGGUCGUCAUGGUCGCCAAGCAGAUGCUGUCGAGGGUGCAGACGAUACACGAGAAGAACCUCAUCUACCGAGACAUCAAGCCCGACAAUUUCCUCAUCGGCCGCCCCGGCACCAAGGCCUCCAACGUCAUCCACGUCGUCGACUUCGGCAUGGCCAAGCAGUACCGCGACCCCAAGACGAAGCAGCACAUUCCCUACCGCGAGCGAAAGUCCCUGUCGGGAACGGCUCGCUACAUGAGCAUCAACACCCACCUCGGCCGCGAGCAGUCCCGGCGCGACGACCUCGAAGCCCUCGGCCACGUCUUCAUGUACUUCCUGCGCGGCGGACUGCCGUGGCAGGGCCUCAAGGCUGCCACUAACAAGCAAAAGUACGAAAAGAUUGGCGAGAAGAAGCAGACGACGGCCAUCAAGGAUCUCUGCGAAGGCUUCCCCGAGGAGUUCUGCAAGUACCUCACCUACGUUCGCAACCUUGGCUUCGAGGACACCCCCGACUACGACUACCUCCGCGAGCUCUUCACCCAGUCGCUCAAGAACGCCGGCGACGUCGAGGACGGCGAGUACGACUGGAUGAAGGUCAGCAAGGAUUCGGGAAAGGGCUGGGACGCCAAGAACCACGGCGGCGGAGCCUACCUGCACAACCCAAACGUCCGUCCCGGUCCCUCUCAGAUGGAACUUCACAGUGGCCAUCGUCCUGGGAAUACCACCUCUCACCAGCAAGCGCAGAACCUCACCGUGAGCCGUUUAAACGCCGCACAACCCCCCCCUCCCUCGCCGAUCAAGCAGAUGGGCAAGCAGAGAGAUCGGCCAAGCGUCCCCGGCGUCAUUUCGACGCAGAGGAUGAGCGGCGUCGCCGGUCUCCGGGACAUGGCCACCCCGACUGGCUCUACCCAAGCCCAGUUCCAGACCAGCACCCAGAACCUCUCCCAGCAGCGGGUCCAGCAGCAGGGCCCCAUGACGGCCGUCGGCCAGCUUAACCAGCGGCCGGCCGAGCCCCAGCCGACGGGGUUCCAGAAGUUCUUGAAGACCAUCUGCUGCGGUUAG